AUGGACAGGAUACGAUUCCAGUACUCUUGGGUGAACGAUACUAAGCAGCGCUGCAUCUUCGGUUCGAUGCCUUCGAUAGCGCAGGUACUAAAUAUUGUGGUGAUGGCACGGCAAAAAACGGCCAGGAUCGAACCCGCCUCGCUCGCGCGCUCCGCUCUCCCCGGCCGCGUCGUUGAUUACGUUGUCACACUUAAACCAGACGCGGCCAUCGACCAAGCCUGGCACCGCCUUCGUCCGCUCCCUGGAGUGUCUGUCAAGUCCUGGAAUUAUACAACUCGGGCCCGUCGCAAUCCCAUUGCUAUCCAUGUCGAAACCAAGGGCCCCAUGAAGUCAUGGACCGACGGUAAACCUCAGAUCGCGACAUGGACUGAUGCCUGGCUAACACGACUCACUCGCAUUCGUCCCGCUGAGCCCUGGCCCGCUAUCCCACUCCUAAUCGCUCAAGGUCAUGACUGGCACUUAUUGAUCGUCUCUAAGAAAGACCAGAAGAUGACGAUAUGGGAGGAGAUUGCUAUUGGGAGUACAAGGUCGUGCUUUGACGCGAUGAAGGUUGUAGCGGUUCUUCACUGGCUAAUAGACUGGGCUGAGACGGUUUGGCGACCGUGGUUCUUGUCGUUAGUAGGCUGAAUCCAAUUAUUACUGC
This is a messenger RNA of Mytilinidion resinicola, 643 nucleotides long. RefSeq lists its product as uncharacterized. The record is from RefSeq and is a predicted model, not a curated record. The transcript is spliced from 2 exons. Bases 1 to 627 code for a protein of 208 amino acids. NCBI's taxonomy places the organism in Eukaryota, Fungi, Ascomycota, Dothideomycetes, Mytilinidiales, Mytilinidiaceae.